AUGAUCUCUUCAUCCACCAUCUCUAAGCAACCACAUCUUGAAACCAUUGAUCCAAACAACAUUUGGCUCAUCAAGAAUUUAUUCUCCACAGAAGAAUGUUCGAAACUUUUGAAAGAAAGUGAAGAAAUUGGUUAUGGAGAAGCCCCAAUUUCAACAGGUCCUACUUCAUCUACCAUGAUGAAAGAUGUUAGAAAUAACUCUCGUGCCAUGAUUGAUAAAAAGCAAUAUUCUGACAUGCUUUACAAAAAAUUAGAGAAAUACCUGCCACAGAAUGUGUCAUCACUCAAAGUAGGUCCACAAGAUGGUUUUAAAUUGUGUGGUCUCAAUGAAAGAAUUCGUUUCUACAAGUAUGCAGCUGGAGAAUAUUUUGCUCCUCAUUAUGAUGGUUGUUUUCAGAGACCAACUCUUAAUGUGGAAAUUAAUGGAAAGAAAAUGAAAGUUGUGGAAAGAUCUUUCAUUACAGUUCUCUUAUAUUUGAAUGAUGUGGAGAGUGGAGGUGAAACUAACUUUCUCAAUUCGAGAUGUGAAAUAACUCAUAGUGUGAAACCACAAGCAGGUCAAGUCUUGAUGUUUGUUCAUUCGAAUUAUCAUGAAGGAAGUGUGUUGAGUGAUCCAAAUGAAUUUAAAUAUGUCAUGAGAACAGAUGUCAUGUAUCGUAAAGAAAAAUAAACCUCUCCUCAUGUAAAUGU
Naegleria gruberi is the source of this 689-nucleotide messenger RNA. RefSeq names its product oxidoreductase. Bases 1 to 669 code for a protein of 222 amino acids. The record is from RefSeq and is a predicted model, not a curated record. NCBI's taxonomy places the organism in Eukaryota, Heterolobosea, Eutetramitea, Acrasida, Naegleriidae. Gene Ontology annotation, molecular function: procollagen-proline 4-dioxygenase activity; iron ion binding; L-ascorbic acid binding. Gene Ontology annotation, cellular component: endoplasmic reticulum. Gene Ontology annotation, biological process: peptidyl-proline hydroxylation to 4-hydroxy-L-proline. The transcript has a single exon.